Theileria orientalis strain Shintoku is the source of this 1302-nucleotide messenger RNA. RefSeq lists its product as uncharacterized. Gene Ontology annotation, molecular function: translation initiation factor activity. Gene Ontology annotation, biological process: cytoplasmic translational initiation. NCBI's taxonomy places the organism in Eukaryota, Apicomplexa, Aconoidasida, Piroplasmida, Theileriidae. The record is from RefSeq and is a predicted model, not a curated record. Gene Ontology annotation, cellular component: cytoplasm; eukaryotic translation initiation factor 3 complex. Bases 1 to 1302 code for a protein of 433 amino acids. The transcript is spliced from 4 exons.
AUGACAACUUUCGUACCCCUAUCUCAAGAUACCGAGGGUGCCGUCAGCUCAGCAUCUCUGGGUGACUGGGUACUGGGAAUCCUAAAGGUUAGGAGUCCCACUAAAACGGCAAGCUACUACUCGCAGCUCCUGGACCAGUUCCAGGAGGUGGACGGGGAGCAAAUCAUAAAGGAGUCCUUCCAGCUCUUCGAGCUCCUGCUGAGCGAGCACUUGACAGUAUUCGAGUUUCUGGAAGAAGCGAAGCAGAACGGGAACACAGCGAUGCUGUCCCUAGACCCCUCCAGCAAGGUUGAGACCGAGGUCAAGGUGAAGUAUAGCGACGCCCUGAAGCAGGUCGAGGAGUACUUCACAGUGCUCAUGUACAUGUUGCAGCUCCGCUUCACGAGCUCGGGGCAGAUAGAGAAGGCGGGGCAGCUGCUCCUGAAGGCGAUUGAGGACGGAGACUCCUUUUUGGACCUGCGACUCCGCCUGCUGCAGAUGCUCUACAACUCAGUGGAGCCCACGCUGCCCCUGAGAGUGCAGGUGUAUAUAUCGAUACUCGAGUUCGCGGCCAAGCACGGCAUAUUCCACACACUGGUUAACGUAGUCAAGGAGGUGGACGAAUGGAUGGUUGAUUGGUCAGUGGACAAGAAGAGUAAAAUUAGAAUAUACCACAUCAUCGCGGAACAACUAGAUAAGCUUAACAGAGCCGACUUAGCAUAUAAAUUUUGGAAAAAACGCGUUGAGUCUUCAAGUGAUCCAGAAUUAUUUACAACAGAGGAAAAUCUGAAUGCAACGGUGACCUUUGUGGUACGAAGUCUGAGAUCAGAGCACAUUCUGUACUUCGAUCAGCUGUUGCUGAUGCCGGCAGUUAAUUACCUGAGGAACACACGCUACGCAAAUCUAGUGACGCUGCUGGAGGUGUUCAUCAGGGGCACUCUGGAGGACCUGGAGAACUACCUGGCGGAAAACGCAGAGCUGGUCUCUGAGCUGAAGCUGGAGCGGGAGCCGCUGGUGGAGAAGCUGACGCUGCUGACGAUAAGCACCAUGUGCCAGCACCAGUCCGAGAUCCCGAUCGAGGUGAUUGAAAAGAACCUGCAGCUGACGCCCGAGGAGGCCGAGGAGGUGAUCGUGACCGCCAUCGACAAGGGGGUGAUGGAGGGACUAAUAGACCAGAAGAGCAGGAAGGUCAUCAUAAACCACGUCGUGCACCGCGAAUUCGGCAGCGAGGAGCUCCAGCAGCUCUACGACAAGCUCAAGAUGUGGAGCUCCAGCAUCAACGGCCUCGUCUCAGUAGUCCAUCGCAAAACUCAAGACCACUAG